Molecule: messenger RNA, 2564 nt
Organism: Ictalurus furcatus (blue catfish)
Lineage: Eukaryota; Metazoa; Chordata; Actinopteri; Siluriformes; Ictaluridae
Product: EF-hand and coiled-coil domain-containing protein 1
Exons: 7
Coding region: 456-2174 (572 amino acids)
Source: RefSeq, a predicted model, not a curated record
UGAUGAUUUUUUUUGUAAGGGAAAGACUAUUAAAGGAUGUAAACAGAAGACAAUGCAUUCUGCAGAAUUUAUAACUAACCUGAUCUCUAGCCCAAAAAACUUUCCCUGCUCAGUGUUUUCCAAAACAUACAGUCUGGCAACCCCCGGUCUGAUCUUACUGAUUGCUGUGCCUGCAGGCGUCACUGUUUUGAUCGCGGUUCAAGAGUCUAACCUGUGCGCAGAAGUGAUUGGGCGAGGCUCAGAACGUUUGCAAGUCCAGAGCUUCAUCUCAUCUGUCAGUCCUGCGGGUGGAGGCGGAAUUCAGGACUUCUUUCAGCGCGCGCACUGAAUCCUCAUAACUCCUUUCUCCAUUACGCGUUCGUCUGAUGCUUUCCACUCCAUCCCUCCCUCAAGAGCUGCCGAGUCUCUGAUUUCCUCAGCAACUUGCGUGUGACUUUAUAACGUCAGAAACGCGAAUGUCUCGAGCGUGUGCGCCGCCGCAGCCGAUUCGCGCCGCGCGCAAAACCGAGUGGCUCCGCUGCGCCCUCGCGCACCACUUCAGCCGUGAGCCCGAGGUCGAGAACGAGAUCGUGGUGCUGGCCACCGGCAUCGACCAGUACCUGCAAGAGGUCUUCCAUCACCUCGCUUACGCCAGCAGCAGCAGCAGCAGCGAUCUGGUGUCCGAACAGGACUUCCGGCUGCUCUGUUCAGUACUCGGUGUGAGCGCGGAUGAGGACAGAGCGCGCGAGGAGAGGGACGUGUGCUCCGAGCUUCCACUCGCGCUCAGCUUCAGGGAGUUUCACUCGCGCCUCUGCGGUUUCUUCGCCGUCCGAGCGCGAGACUCACCGACAUCCGCGCGCCUUCCGGUCACCGAGGAAACGGAGCACGUUGAGCGCGAGAUCAGGCUCCGGUGGCCUCGAGUGAGGCGGAGAAAAUGCGUCAGCUUCGACUUAAGUCGGGACGGUGCUGCAAACAGGACAUCACGCGACAGGAAGGAAAACGUGAAAGUGUCCGCACCGGAAGCAGGACAGCAAGGUCAGCAGAGAUCAUGGCAGGAACAGGUUGAGCUGGAGAACACCAGUCUGAGAGAGCUUGUGGAAGACCUGCGUUCGGCUCUCCAGAGCAGCGACGCUCGCUGCAUGUCCCUCGAGGUGGCCCUGAGGAGGGAGCGUCUGUACGCACCUGGCAAAAACUCUCCACAAAUCACUGAAAGCCAAACCUGCUUUGCUGGCAGUGAGCCCAGACUGACGCAAACUAAACAAACCAGGCGCACAAAGGACCUGCUCCGAGAGCUAGAGUUGAUCCGGGCUUCACGUGACGGCCAGCUGGAGGAGGCGAUGAGGUUCAACCAGAGGCUGGAGGAGGAAGUUAUGUCGGCAUACAGUGAGGUCAGCAGGCUGGAGGAAACAGUGGCGAGGCUGAGAAGAGAGAGCGGAGAGAUCAAGAGGAGGGCAGAGGACGCAAGAGCGGCUCUCGCUGCAGGUCUGGCGAGGGUCAAAGACAUCCAGGACCGGGCGGAGCAGGUCGGGCCACUGCAGGAGAAAGUCCAAAACCUCGAGGUGGAACUGGAGACAUUCAGAUCUCGGUGCACCUGCAGAGCUGAAUGUGAGAGAAGAACCGAACCUCCAGUCGAGUCAGUGGAACCCACAGCGCGCGCGAUUCCCACGGGCCGAGAUGAGACGCUCAUCAGAGGAGAGGAAGACCUGCAGAGGGCGGUGGAGGGCCGAGCAGCCUCGGAUGAGGAGGAGGAUGUGAACGUGAAGGAGGAAGGCCAGUGCUGUCUCCUGGAGGUGAAGCGACUUAUUAACAAACUUCACAACUGCGCAAAGGGAUGUCAGAAGAUGGCGUUGUGUCAUCUGCUCCUGUCAAAGAACUCUACAGGUCAUUAUAGCAAUCAGACCGGCUGCACCGGUCCAGAGUCAAAGACAAGGGGACGAAGGCACCACAUGCUUCUGGAUGAAAAGAAAACGGAUAAAAGAAUCUCGCGGAGAACCCUGGGUAAAAUCCUGCUGAACACACUAGAUCUGUGCAACACGAAAGGCCAAGAAUUGAUUCCCGUCUUCCAGGUCGUGGACGCUCUUUGUCAGCAGCUGGUCUCCAGCGAGCUGGUGUGUGUGGAGGGAGAUGUCACGACAUGGCGAGGUGUAAACCCACAUCACCGAAACAGCACAAACCCCCUCCUCAUCUCCUGCUGAGACUGAGACUUGUGUACUUCAUCCAGGUGUUUGAGGAAGAUCCUUAAAUACUUAACAUGUGAUAGUUAGAUCUCUAUCUAAUUUGUUUCACUGCAUUAUAUAUAAGAUUAAAAGAACUUCAUAAGAAAAAAGCUUCCUUUGUGUGUCGAAAACAUUGUCUCACUUCCAAAUAAAAACCUAGUGGUUGCCAUUAACACAUUUUCCCAUCAAGAUAUAAUUGUUUUUCCAGGAUUCAGUUACAGAGCCAUAUUCGUGUAUUACAGUAUCUCCUUACUUACAAGUGAUCCGUGCUGGAAAAAGAAAAAGAAAUAUCGGAAUACCCUACAGUGGAAUUGCUGUAAACAUCUAUCCAUCAGGAUCUAAUUAUUUUCAUGGUUUCCAAAAGCUUGU